AUGUCAUCCGUUCGGAGGGCAAAACCCUUGAAUGAAUGGCUGACGGAAGCGACGGAGACUUUGCAGCCCUAUCUGCACGCCGAAGUGUCCGUGGUUUCGCUGAUCGGCCGAGACACGUUCCUGGCGCGCAAGUCGAACGAGCUGAACAAUGCUCUUGGCGCAAAGAUCUUCGAUUCAUACGCAAGCGGAGGAGGAUCAUCGAUCGACGUGUACUUUUCACUCGACGAAGGCUCCAUUUUCUUGGUGCUCAACGGCUUCAAUGAUUUACCAGACCUGCUACAAAUGCUCGAAGGUGCGGCGGGAACGCCGCUCUUCGAGACGAUCGGCAAUGCUGAGAAGCGAUACCUGCAGUUGUUCACAUUUAUCAGCGUCGUCUCGCACCUGAUUUUGUUCGUUGAACAAGGCUGUCGUUUCGAUGUUUCCUUGGCAAGGACUUUGAAAAGUGUCAACAAAAUGAGAAUUGCGACGACCAACUCUAUCUUGAAGGUUUUACCCAAGAACCUGCUGAAAGCCAACCCAGAAUUAGAUAAAGAAGGCCGUUUUGCCGUGCCACGUUUUGCCUUCGCCUUCCAUCGGAACAAAAUUAGGCAAGACCUUGGCGCGACGAAGAAGAGAGAACUCUACGAGAAGCUCGAGGAAAACCUGGAGCAGCAGAUCUACAACGUGUUUAAAUUGUUGCGGCUUAUCGAGAAUAGCCAUAGGGACAACAUGCUGGGAUACCUGCCUGGCAAAGCUCCGUACGCUCAAUUAUUGCCGCCGGAGACGAUAGACCACGUUACUGAGUCGCUGCUCAUCCUCGCCGGCGAUAGAAAGGAGACUGAUGUUGAAGAGUCAGAAUUCCCAUUUCUCCACUCAUUGCUCGAUGCUAUCAGGGCGCCCGACGAAGAGCACAUUUUUUUGCGGCCUCGCCUCGGGCAAUUCAUCUCCGUGGCCAAAGCCAUCCUGCCGGUAAUCCUGGACGAUGAUGCGAUACAGAAACGAAAGCUCGAUGGGCUUUUGAACCGGGAAGCUCGUUUUAUUGAUAGCGUUUCCGAGAAGGCACUCGAAGAGGCAAUUCGUGAAUACGAAAAAGAAGAGGCUAAUCCAAGGCAUGCUCGCGCGAAAUCGGCAACGGCCAGCGGGAAACUGUUCACAAAAGCCGAGCACGAUAAAAGGUUUGCCCGAGCGGUCAGCUACCUGAAAAGCGUGGCGCCAGGUGACGCGAAGCCGCUGAUCGACAAGCUGCAAGAUGAAUGCGCGGGCCGCUGGCAAAUGGGAUGUGAUGUCGUCUCCCUGACCGGUUUAUCUUGCGAAUUAACGGCCCAUCCGGCGGCCGGUGAUCUUACUAAAGACCGCGACGAAUGGACCCUGCACUACUCAGCGGCCCGACAUCUCCACACAUGCGGAUGUGGGCUUCAUCAGGCGCUGCGCAACGACCCAUUUUCGCUGAAGGACGCAAACUACGAUUUCUAUAUGGAAAAUGCGAACUUCAAAUGCGCUUCCACGAUGGACAUGCACAAAUUUAAUGUGCUGGAAGAGAGGGACGCUGACGGGGAAUUGGACACUGGCGAAUGGACGGCGGCUAGGCCCGAGCCAAGGCUGCUGAUCGAUUGUCGAGAAACACGCAGCGGAUCCCAGGAGAACGCUUCGGAACCCGACGAGCUGGACAGCGUCGUCAACAGCGAUUUUUCUGAUCAGGAACCAAAAGCGCCCUCGUUGGAUGAGGGGCAGGGUGCCGCCGAGGAAACCGUCGAACAACCCAGCGUUCGAUGCGACGAAGAAGCGACCGUGUCUCGUGAAGACAAGAAGGGACCGCGUGCCUUGAUAUGCAGCUACGAGGAGCGGCGCAGCAAUUUGAAAGCCAGAAAUGUGGAAUUUUGCGACGGCGUACCCCACACACUGAUGCCCGGGCUGCCGCUUUUCCCUUCUUGGCAGCUGACAGUCGUUGGAGCCAGCAAUUCUUACUCGCACUCGUAUGGUCUGCGUGAUAUGCCUGGAUUCCGACCGGGCACUGACUAUCUUUUGCCCUAUGACGUCUAUUUGGAGGUGAAGCUCUUCAUCGGCUUCGAGUACGAGUGCCCGAAAGGUCAUCGCAAUUUCCUGGGUGGUGACCUCGAGCCGGUCCCUUUGGCUAAGGGUACCACGGCAAAAGAGAUGAUUCCAAAGGACGCGGCGGAACAAUUGCUCUCCAAAGUGCUGCCAAUCUGGAGGCCGUGCACUUGCCGGUCUACGGUAAUUGGGCAAUUGAUGCGCGUCCACAUUGUAACACCAAAAGCCCCGGUGCAGGUGACGAUCGACCCGCACGUACAGGUGGGCUCUCCAGAGGGUCACUUUUGCACUGGCGAAGGUCCGUUGGAGCUCGGUUGGGCAAAAUAUUACGUGCUUCGGCUACCGUACAUCUACUCAGGACUCGAUGGCCCAGUUCUUCCACCAUCUGAGGUGGGCUCGUUCGGGCGUUUCUUCGCCAACAGCAUCAAGGUCACCUACACCCCGUUCUCCUGGAUG
This is a messenger RNA of Mesorhabditis spiculigera, 2484 nucleotides long. Lineage: Eukaryota; Metazoa; Nematoda; Chromadorea; Rhabditida; Rhabditidae. The record is from the annotation of a GenBank genome assembly.